Molecule: messenger RNA, 2549 nt
Organism: Oreochromis aureus
Lineage: Eukaryota; Metazoa; Chordata; Actinopteri; Cichliformes; Cichlidae
Gene: ctnna2
Product: catenin (cadherin-associated protein), alpha 2
Exons: 11
Coding region: 46-1659 (537 amino acids)
Biological process (GO): cell-cell adhesion; cell migration
Cellular component (GO): catenin complex; adherens junction
Molecular function (GO): beta-catenin binding; cadherin binding; actin filament binding
Source: RefSeq, a predicted model, not a curated record
GGCAGAAAAGAGAAAGGUGACCCACUGAACUCAGCCAUUGACAAAAUGACCAAAAAGACCAGGGACCUGCGAAGACAGUUGAGGAAGGCAGUGAUGGACCACAUCUCAGACUCUUUCCUAGAAACCAACGUCCCUCUGCUGGUGCUUAUUGAAGCAGCUAAGAGUGGAAACGAGAAGGAGGUGAAGGAGUACGCCCAGGUGUUCCGUGAGCACGCCAACAAGCUGGUGGAGGUGGCCAACUUGGCAUGCUCCAUCUCCAACAAUGAAGAGGGCGUGAAGUUGGUACGAAUGGCCGCCACCCAGAUCGACAGCCUGUGUCCACAGGUCAUCAAUGCUGCACUCACUCUGGCUGCCCGCCCCCAAAGCAAGGUGGCCCAGGACAACAUGGACGUUUUCAAAGAUCAGUGGGAGAAACAAGUGCGCAUCUUGACUGAGGCUGUGGAUGACAUCACCUCUGUGGAUGACUUCCUUUCUGUGUCAGAGAACCACAUCCUUGAGGAUGUCAACAAAUGUGUAAUAGCUCUCCAAGAGGGUGAUGUGGACACUCUUGACCGAACUGCUGGAGCUAUCCGGGGCCGAGCUGCUCGCGUGGUCCACAUCAUUAACGCUGAGAUGGAAAACUAUGAGCCCGGGGUCUACACCGAGCGUGUGCUGGAGUCCAUCAAGCUCCUGUCUGAGACUGUAAUGCCCCGAUUUGCUGAACAAGUGGAAGUAGCUAUCGAGGCACUGAGUAUGAACCCCCCACAGCCCUUUGAGGAGAACGAGUUCAUUGAUGCAUCCCGUUUGGUCUACGAUGGCGUCCGCGACGUCAGAAAAGCCGUCCUCAUGAUAAGGACACCAGAGGAGCUGGAAGAUGAUUCUGACUUUGAACAGGAGGACUAUGAUACUCGCAGCAGGACUAGUGUCCAGACUGAAGAUGACCAGCUUAUUGCUGGACAGAGUGCCCGGGCCAUCAUGGCACAGCUUCCCCAGGAGGAGAAGGCAAAGAUUGCUGAGCAGGUGGAGAGCUUCAGACAGGAAAAGUGCAAGUUAGACGCAGAAGUUGCCAAGUGGGACGACAAUGGCAACGACAUCAUUGUGCUCGCCAAGCAGAUGUGCAUGAUCAUGAUGGAGAUGACAGAUUUCACCAGAGGCAAAGGCCCCCUGAAGAACUCCUCAGAUGUGAUCAACGCAGCUAAGAAAAUUGCAGAGGCUGGUUCCAGGAUGGACAAAUUGGCCCGUGCUGUUGCAGAUCAGUGCCCUGAUUCAGCGUGCAAGCAGGAUCUGCUGGCUUACCUUCAGAGAAUUGCCCUGUACUGUCAUCAGCUCAACAUCUGCAGCAAGGUGAAAGCUGAGGUCCAGAAUCUGGGUGGAGAGCUCAUCGUGUCUGGGCUGGACAGCGCCACCUCCCUGAUCCAAGCAGCCAAGAACCUAAUGAAUGCAGUGGUGCUGACUGUAAAGGCGUCUUAUGUAGCUUCCACCAAGUACCAGAAGGUGUACGGAACAGCUGCUGUUAACUCGCCCGUUGUGUCUUGGCGCAUGAAGGCCCCCGAGAAGAAGCCUCUGGUAAAAAGGGAGAAGCCCGAGGAAUGCCAGACUCGCGUACGACGAGGCUCCCAGAAGAAACACAUCUCCCCCGUCCAGGCCCUCAGCGAAUUCAAGGCCAUGGACUCCUUCUAAGAAGAAAAGGAAAAAUGAAAAAAGAAGUCAUGCUUAAGAAAAACAACUCAACGUGACGGCGAGAAGUUGAUGAAAAAGUUCCCUUUUUACAUUGUGUUAACCCAGCUCUGUUUGCCCUGUGUGUGCUUGGUGACACCUCAGGAGGACUACAGUAUAUAUUAAAACUGCCACACUGUGGCUCCUGUUAACACUGUGGUCCUCAUGGCUCACAGACAGCCAGCACACAACCCAACAGUAUUUAUCGAUCUUAUUGUAGCUUAAUAUGUGAGAGCCAAAAUGUGACAAAGACAGAACGACAUUUUGAAAAUAUGAAAGUUAAAAAACAAAAAAAAGGGGAAAGAAACAUAUCAGAGGAGGAAGUGAGGCAUUUAAAAAAAAAAAAAAAUUAAUUGUGGCAGUUGAUAUUCUAGCUGUAUCAUUAAUGUGCUACUGACUGGCUGCUUGUAUACACACUUAAACAGUCUCAAUGGAAAUCUUACAUGGUUCAAGGAGUUGCUCUAAACGGAGGUUAUCAGUGGUGGUAUGAUCCUUGAUGACUUUGUUUGUUUUUUUCAAUUUGAAUGUUAACCUGUAGUGCUAGGAAUAACUUAUGUUUAAAAUACCUGGAAGUGUCAGCAUCCGAGUAGUUCCCCCAUUCCCGAUGAUUAUAAUAAUAAUAAUAUUAAUAAUAAUCCAUAUGGUGUUGUUUUUUUUUACCAAAGCACACUUAUGGUCUAUUGUAUUGCCUUUUUAAACCCCUUUUCUUGAAUGGUAACGUCACUAACUAUGAUGACCUUGUUUGGAAGUCGUGUAGCGUAUAAUAUAGACAGAGAGGUUUGACUAGUUGUGGUUUGCUCAGAGAAUAGAAUCCCUGCAUACGAUACCUUUAUAUCCACCCUUCUCUAAUAAAU